AUACUUUUAGUGGAGCAAACAGUGCUGCGCAUUGCCACAGCCCCUACGUCGCCUGGCUGCUCUCCCCAGUCUCCACCAACAAUUUGGAGCGCUGUGGAUUGUGGGAAAUUGUUCUGCUUGGUCUGGUUUUGUACAGUAGGCUAGACCAGGCAGCCGAGCCCGGAGAUAGGAGACAUAUUGCCCAGCUCUGUCCUAUCUUGAGACUCGUGGGGGCAACAUGUCGAGCCGGGGGGGUAAGAAGAAGACGACGAAGACGUCGCGCUCCACCAAGGCAGGGGUCAUCUUCCCUGUGGGCCGCAUGCUGCGCUACAUCAAGAGGAGUCUCCCAAAGUACCGCAUCGGAGUCGGAGCGCCGGUCUACCUGGCCGCAGUGCUUGAGUACCUCACAGCUGAGAUUCUUGAGCUAGCAGGAAAUGCUGCACGGGACAACAAAAAGGGGCGUGUCACUCCACGGCACAUUCUUCUGGCCAUCGCCAACGACGAGGAGCUCAAUCAGCUCCUGAAAGGCGUUACCAUAGCAGCGGGCGGGGUAUUGCCCAACAUCCACCCAGAGCUGCUGGCCAAGAAGCGGGGGUCAAAGGGCAAGCUGGAGGCCGUCAUCACCCCUCCGCCCACCAAGAAGUCCAAGAUGUCCGCCAAGAAAGCAGCUGCCAAGAGGAUGGCUGGGAAGAAGGGCACGCUCAGAUCCAAGAGGCAGGCUGCGGUGAGUAAGGCAGCCAGUGCAGACAGCACCACAGAGGGAUCAACAGCCGGCAGCUUCACCGUCCUCUCCACUAAGAGCCUCUUCCUGGGACAGAAGCUGAACCUCAUUCACAGUGAGCUCAGUAACUUGGCUGGCUUUGACGUGGAGGGGGUCAUCAACCCCACCAGUGCUGACAUUGAGCUUAAAGAUGACCUAGGAAACGCUCUGGAACAGAAGGGUGGUAAGGAGCUGUCUGAGGCGUGUGCUGAGCUCCGCAAGAAGAACGGCCCCCUGGAUGUGGCCGGAGCGGUGCUGACGGCAGGCUUCGGUCUCCCCGCUAAGUUUGUGAUCCACUGCAACAGUCCGUCCUGGGGCUCCGACCGCUGUGAGGAGCUGCUGGACAAGACGGUCAAGAACUGCCUGGCGCUCGCCGACGAGAAGAAACUCAAGUCCAUCGCCUUCCCCUCCAUCGGCAGCGGCAGGAACGGCUUUCCCAAACAGACAGCGGCACAGCUCAUCCUGAAAGCCAUCUCCAGCUACUUUGUGUCUACCAUGUCCUCCUCCAUCAAGACGGUCUACUUCGUGCUGUUCGACAGCGAGAGCAUAGGCACCUACGUGCAGGAGAUGGCCAAGCUUGAGGGAAACUAAGGCCGUUUUAUAUGUUUUUUGUUUAUUUGUUUUGCAAUUUUAUGAAUUAUAUAAAUACUGUAAUAAUUUAAAUGACAAAUAUAAAAUGGUUUAUUGAAGUUUUGCUAAACAGAAUUUAUUGAGAAGCAGCCAUUGGCAGAAGGUCUGGUUUUGUUGUUUUCCCCCAAAACAUUUCUCAUUGCUGUUGGUCCUGGCAUAUGGUAUGCUAGUGUGGGUACCUGCAUAUGGUAUGCUAGUGUGGGUACCUGCAUAUGGUAUGCUAGUGUGGGUACCUGCAUAUGGUAUGCUAGUGUGGGUACCUGCAUAUGGUAUGCUAGUGUGGGUACCUGCAUAUGGUAUGCUAGUGUGGGUACCUGGCAUAUGGUAUGCUAGUGUGGGUACCUGCAUAUGGUAUGCUAGUGUGGGUACCUGGCAUAUGUGGGUACCUGCAUAUGGUAUGCUAGUGUGGGUACCUGCAUAUGUGGGUACCUGCAUAUGGUAUGCUAGUGUGGGUACCUGCAUAUGGUAUGCUAGUGUGGGUACCUGCAUAUGGUAUGCUAGUGUGGGUACCUGCAUAUGUGGGUACCUGCACAUGGUAUGCUAGUGUGGGUACCUGCAUAUGGUAUGCUAGUGUGGGUACCUGCAUAUGGUAUGCUAGUGUGGGUACCUGCAUAUGGUAUGCUAGUGUGGGUACCUGCAUAUGGUAUGCUAGAGUGGGUACCUGCAUAUGGUAUGCUAGUGUGGGUACCUGCAUAUGGUAUGCUAGUGUGGGUACCUGCAUAUGGUAUGCUAGUGUGGGUACCUGGCAUAUGGUAUGCUAGUGUGGGUACCUGCAUAUGUGGGUACCUGCAUAUGGUAUGCUAGUGUGGGUACCUGCAUAUGGUAUGCUAGUGUGGGUACCUGGCAUAUGUGGGUACCUGCAUAUGUGGGUACCUGCAUAUGGUAUGCUAGUGUGGGUACCUGCAUGGGUUACCAGAUCUGCAUGAUACGUCAUAAUAGAUGAUGUGUCGCCACCUCAUUCGUCCAAAGUCGAGAGUAGAAUUCGGCUGGGUUAGAUGCGUAGCUGCUCAAGCGAUGCCUGAAAUAAACAUUUUAAUAUUUAGUGGACCCUUUCACAGCAACAGUGUCACAGUGUCCAGGUGUCCGGCCUCAUUGAUGUUAAUGAUACCUUAAUUGGCAGGGUAAACGUCUUCCUGUUUCUGUCUUUCCUGUGGACUUUUCUUUUGCUGUCUAUGGGACAGUGCUCGUCCACAGGAAGUUGAUUUACACAGCGGCCCCAUCUUGUGAAAUGGGCUAAUCGGCUGGUUUGUGUGACGUCACCUACGGUGGCAAACAACUCUGUCUGAUUAACCCUGCUGUAAUCGCGGGAAAAUAGGCUAACUUUAGGCAGAUCAGGUACCCACACUAGCACUGUUGGUCCUAACGUAUGGUAUGCUAGCACUGUUGGUCCUAACGUAUGGUAUGCUAGCGCUGUUGGUCCUGGAGUAUGGUGUACUAGCACUGUUGGUCCUGGCGUAUGGUAUGCUAGCACUGUUGGUCCUAACAUACGGUAUGCUUGCACUGUUGGUCCUAACGUACGCUAGUACUGUUGGUCCUGGCGUAUGGUAUGCUAGCACUCUUGGUCCUGGCGUAUGGUAUGCUAGCACUGUUGGUCCUAACGUAUGGUGUACUAGCACUCUCUCAGAGCUGGCCGGAGUCCUGGCUGUGGAAAUGUCCAACUGAAUGUGGUGAAGGGUUGGUGCAAUGUUGUGAUGCACACUGAAGACAUGGCAUCAUUCUUUGUGUUUGCGGUCUCUGAAGCAGUCAUUGUGUCUUAUUUUGUAAAGUUGUUGCCAUAUACUACUGUAUAAUUAACCUUAUUCAUUCUUUAUGAGGUGGAGGAAAUGGCAUAAUGGAGACUGUAUUUCAGAUGGUUAGUAAAGUGCUUGGUUGUGACAAA
This is a messenger RNA of Alosa alosa (allis shad), 3248 nucleotides long. RefSeq names its product core histone macro-H2A.1. The transcript has 10 exons. NCBI's taxonomy places the organism in Eukaryota, Metazoa, Chordata, Actinopteri, Clupeiformes, Clupeidae. Gene Ontology annotation, cellular component: nucleosome. The record is from RefSeq and is a predicted model, not a curated record. Bases 218 to 1330 code for a protein of 370 amino acids. Gene Ontology annotation, molecular function: DNA binding; structural constituent of chromatin; protein heterodimerization activity.